AUGGCCACUCUGCUCAACAAGCCCGACUCCGCCCCUCCUCCUCCUCCCCUGCGCCAGAUCCGCUUCGUCAACAACCAAGGCCAGCCCCCCUCGAAGCGCCGCAGAAUCAAUGCAGCAUGCUUGACCUGCCGCCGACGAAAGACGAGAUGUGCUGGCGAGAGGCCCAUCUGCUCCACCUGCACCAAGAACGGCCACCAGUGCCUGGGAUACCCCGAGGAUGCCAGGAAAGACGGCGCCGACCCGCCCGAGCCCAACAAGCAAGCCGAUGAAGAGGAUGGCCCCUUGAUCGAUGACAGCGCCGAUGACCAGGACAAGAACCCCAUCCCCCCCGAACCUCGUCCGCCCGCCUCGACGGCCCGCGCCCCGGCCUCGCAGCCCCCGCCCGGCCCUCCUCGGCCCCUCGACUCCGAACAGGAUGCCGACGCCGCCAAGGCCUCGCCGCCGCCCUCGCGCCAUCGCUCUCUCCCCUCGGCCAACACCGACGACACCCCCACCUCGCCCACCCUCCGCCGAAAUCACAACCACCGCAUCCCCUACUUUCGCUAUUUUGGCCCCACCGCCAUCGUCCCCGGCUUCAAGCAAAUGGUCGUCUCCGUCCGCGACAGGCGCCGCUCCACCGGUGGCUCGCAGUCCGGCGCCUCUCCCCUCUCCACCCCGAGCGGCGUCCGGGGAAGCAGUUGCGCCGCCGGCAGCGACGUCGCCGUCGAGGACUUGCCCGCCUACGACCCCAGCAGCCCCGCCCCGGUCCACCCCCUCAUCAUCGGCCUCGUCAAGACCUUCUUCCUCCACCUCGGAUGCAACUACCCCUUCUUGAAGCAGCCCAAGUUCCUGCGCCUCGUCAUGGAAAAGCGCGUCGAGCCCAUCCUCGUCGACGCCAUCUGCGCCCUCGCCGCCCGCUUCUCCGACGCACCCGUCCUGACGGGCGGCAACGACAAGAUGCCCAAGACCGAGCGCGGCCAAGUCUUUGCCCUGAGAGCAAAGCACGCCACCGUCGACACCUUCCCCUGCCCCUCGGUCGGCGCCGUUCAGGCCUGUCUCCUCAUGGCCUACGAGGGCUUCGGCGCAAACCAGGACAGCGCCCUGUGGAUGUACCUGGGCCUAGCCAUCCGCAUGGCCGUCGACCUCGGCCUCCAGAAACGAGUCGGUAUCCAGUACCAGGGCGAAAAGGACCCCUGGUACAUGCGGCACCGCAGUCGCGUCAACGGCGAGUCGGAGAGUCCAGAGGAGAAGAAGCACGACGAGGUGGACACGCUGACCCCGGACGAGCAGCGGGAGGUUGAGCAGGAGCGCAUCGAUACCUUCUGGGCCGUCUUCAUCCUCGACCGCGUCAUCUCCUCGGGAACCGGCCGCCCCGUCACCUUUCGCGAGGACGACUUUGAGCUGCCCUUCCCCGAGCCCUCCAUCGACCCGGCCACGGGCUGGCCCGCCCUGUUUCCCAUCUUCCUCGAGAUCAUCCACCUCUACGGCCGAGUGUCGGACGUCCUCAACAACAUCCAUGGCAUCCAGGACCUGACCCAGGAGAAGUGGAGCAAGCUCUCCAAGAUGGAGCAAUACCUGACGAGGCUGUACAAGAACUGGGACGCCCGGCUGCAGUUCAACGUCAGCAACUUCAAGGCCUACCUCAGUGUCGGGCAGGGCACGACGUUUAUCCUGCUGCACUUUUGGUUCCACGCCCUCUUCAUCGUCCUCCACCAGCCCACGCUCUUGACCCCGUUCGGCGAGCUGCGGAGCGAGCUGCAGCUUCUCUCGGACAGCCGGGAGCUCAGCAUGAGCAGCGCCAAGACCAUCUGCGACAUCCUGGCCUUUGCGGACCUCAUCGACCCCAAGAGCUUCAUCGGGAACCCCUUCACCAGCCAGCCCAUUUACAUCGCGGCCUGUGCUUUCCUCAUGGAGUCGAGCGCCAACGCCUCGGCCGGCCCAUCGAGAGAGGGAUCUCCGCCGCACUCUGGGGCCCCUUCGAGCCGUAACAAGGACCGCGCCAAGGUCGCCGCUGCGGGCUCCUCGAAGCCCUCGCGGCACUCGCUCCUUGCCUCGGCCGCCAACCAAAACUACCAACGCUGCUACAACUCCCUGCAGCAGCUACACACGUAUUGGGGCGGCGUCAAGUAUAUCCUGACCGCCCUCGACCAAAAGUCAAAGGGCAUCUGGGACUGCGAGACGUACACGUCGGAGGAGUACGAGAGCACAAAGGCGCCUCCAUCGCGGGCAGGCAUCGGCGGGGAGCACAACCAUGCGUCUCCCAAGAUGGGGGGCCCACCGCCCAUCGCGUGGAGCUUGGCUGGGACGGCCAACUCGCCAAACUCCAACCUCACGCUCAUGUACCAGAAUUGGAACGCCAACAUGAUGCCGCCGGCGCAGCAGCAGCCGCCCAUGGCGGGCGUGGCCGCGCAGGCCAGCACCCCGCCCGGCAACAUGGUUUACGACCCAAUCAGGCAGAGCCUCCCCGCAGAGGCCGGGGCCAUGUACCCCCCCGCGAUUCCCCAGGCCAACACGUCGGCGGCGCGCCACUCGCCUCGGUUCGCCAAGCCUCGCAGGCUGUCGGCCAUUGCGGGCAGGCCCGCCUCCGGACAGUUGACGUCGAGCUACGACGGCAUGUCGGACGAGGGCGAGGGGCCCAAACUAUUUGCCCCCCCGGGCUACACCCCUUCCAGCCAGCAUUCCAGCGGGGGCCUCGAACCAUAUAACGCGUCCCCCGUGGGCAAAAUGGCGGAUGCCCAUGCCGCCAGCCGCGGCGUGGCCAACACCAACACCGGCGGCCCGAGCGGCGUCCCGCAGAACGUCUACUACGUCCAGGGCGCGCCAUACCCCGCGCCGUGGGGCGUCGGAAUGGGCAACAUGGAUGCCAUCACCUUUGACAGCCAGGACAUUGACAUUGGAGCUCUCGGACUGCAGCAGCAAGAGCUGAUGAGUGGAUGGCUUGAUUACAUACCAAACGACGUAUUGAAUAUGCUGGAGAACCACGAGAUGGGCCACGCAGCGCAAGGCGGGUCAAGGCCUCACUGA
Hirsutella rhossiliensis is the source of this 3003-nucleotide messenger RNA. Its product is annotated as fungal specific transcription factor domain-containing protein. The record is from RefSeq and is a predicted model, not a curated record. The transcript has 2 exons. Gene Ontology annotation, biological process: DNA-templated transcription; regulation of DNA-templated transcription. Lineage: Eukaryota; Fungi; Ascomycota; Sordariomycetes; Hypocreales; Ophiocordycipitaceae. The coding region runs from base 1 to 3003 and encodes 1000 amino acids. Gene Ontology annotation, molecular function: zinc ion binding; DNA binding; DNA-binding transcription factor activity, RNA polymerase II-specific.